This is a messenger RNA of Sphenostylis stenocarpa, 1944 nucleotides long. The record is from the annotation of a GenBank genome assembly. NCBI's taxonomy places the organism in Eukaryota, Viridiplantae, Streptophyta, Magnoliopsida, Fabales, Fabaceae.
AUGUCGAGCAUCGUCAAGGAGAUCCUGGCGAGCCCGAUACAAAUGGCGGACCAGGUAUCGAAGAUGGCAGAGGAGGUCCAGAAUUUCCGGCAGGAAUGUCUCGAGCUCAAAUCCAAAACGGAGAAGCUCGCGGGGCUCCUUCGCCAGGCCGCGAGGAACAGCAACGACCUCUACGAGCGUCCCACGCGCCGCAUCAUCGACGACACCGAACAAGUCCUUGACAAGGCCCUCGUACUCGUCACCAAAUGCCGCGCCAACAGUUUCAUCAAAAGACUGUUCACCAUCAUCCCCACCACCGCCUUUCGCAAGACCUCAAUGCAGCUCGAGAAUUCCGUCGGCGACGUCCAGUGGCUCCUCCGCGUCUCGGCCAACGCUGACGAGCGCGACGACGAGUACCUCGGCCUCCCCCCCAUCGCCGCCAACGAACCCAUCCUCUGCCUCAUCUGGGAGCAGGUGGCCAUUCUCCUCUCCAGUGCGUCCCCGGAAGAUCGGUCCGACGCCGCGGCUUCCUUGGUUUCCCUCGCUCGCGACAACGACCGUUACGGGAAACUCAUCAUCGAAGAGGGUGGUGUCCCCCCGCUGCUGAAGCUUCUGAAGGAAGGGCAAAUGGAAGGUCAGGAGAACGCUGCCAGAGCCAUUGGGCUUCUCGGGAAAGACCCUGAAAGCGUGGAGCACAUCGUGAACGCCGGUGUUUGUUCCGUGUUUGCCAAAAUCCUCAAAGACGGUCACAUGAAGGUUCAGGCGGUGGUGGCCUGGGCUAUUUCUGAACUCGCCGCCAAUCACCCCAAAUGCCAGGAUCAUUUCUCUCAAAACAACGCCAUACGCUUGCUCGUUAGCCAUCUCGCCUUCGAGACAAUUCAAGAGCAUAGCAAGUACGCUAUUGCGAACAAGCAGCACAAGUCCCUUCACUCCUUAGUUUUGCAGAGUAAUGCACCCAACGCGCAUGAAGAGGAUGAUGAUAAGCAGGCCGCCAUUCAUCCAAUGGAGGCUCAGAUAUCUUCCACUCAGAUGCACAACGUGGUUUCCAACACCAUGGCCAUGAAGGGUAUGGGCCAAGGAAAUGUUGGCGUUGCCACUGCGACGGGUAACCACAACGGCAACGCUACAAACGCGAAAAAACAACAGCAGCAGAGUGGGACCUCGCACGUGUCGAUCGCUGGGACGAGUAUCAAGGGGAGGGAAUUCGAAGAUCCGAUUACGAAGGCAGAGAUGAAGGCGAUGGCAGCUAGAGCCUUAUGGCAAAUGGCGAGGGGGAACUUGACUGUGUGUAGGAGCAUAACCGAGUCGAGGGCUCUUUUGUGUUUUGCGGUUUUGCUGGAAAAGGGUCCUGAAGACGUGCAAUCGUAUUCUGCAAUGGCGUUGAUGGAAAUAACGGCUAUGGCGGAGCAGCAUUCAGAGCUGAGACGCUCUGCUUUCAAACCCACUUCCCCUGCCGCAAAGGCUGUUGUGGAUCAGCUCAUCAAAGUAAUCGAAAGAGAACAGAUUGAACUGCUCAUACCUUGCAUCAGAUCAAUUGGUAGUUUGGCGAGGACUUUCAGAGCCACGGAAACAAGACUGGUUGGGCCAUUGGUGAGGCUCCUUGACGAGAGAGAACCCAAUGUUUGCAUGGAAGCCGCCAUUGCGCUCAACAAAUUUGCUUGCACUGACAACUACCUCCACGAGAAUCACUGCAACGCCAUCAUAGCGGCUGGGGGCGCCAAGCACUUGAUUCAACUCGUCUACUUCGGGGAACAAAUGGUUCAGAUUCCUUCCGUCUCUCUCCUUUGUUACAUAGCGCUCCACGUCCCCAAGAGCGAGACGCUGGCGCAGGAAGAGGUGCUCAUUGUUCUGGAGUGGUGCACCAAGCAGGCUCAUCUCAUCGAUGUACACGCCAUCCAACAGAUCCUACCAGAAGCCAAGAGUAGGCUCGAACUCUAUCAGUCAAGAGUUAGAGGAUUCCGCUGA